GGCUCCGCCAUGGGGCGCGGGGCGGCGGCGGCCUCGGCCUGGCGGGCGCGGGUGAGGUUCGCGCCCAGCCCCACAGCACGAAGGAUGCUUUGUCCUGAGAUUGGAGGACACUGACCAGAGCCGGGUUGUGCCUGGAGCUGCUUCCGGAAUCGAGGACAUGCUGGAAUGGGCAGGUAAUCCCUACAGGGACAAAAUGACAUGGUGAGGUGGCGUGGGGAGCCUCCAAAUGAUUCGCUCAGCUGUUUCUUGGGAGGAGAAAAGGAGACAGUUCCUACCUAUAGCCAGCUCCUGUGCCUCCCUGUCUUUCUUUGCAGCAUUCUCAGGUUGUUAACCUCUUUGACUUUGCUAGAGCUUCUAUUGCAGAAGAGCAGAAGGAUCCAGCCGUCUGCCUGCCUUACUGGGCUGCUCUUAGGAAUUGGGGAGGAAGCCCCUUCUCCCUCGGCUCUCGUUCCCAGUGCCCCUGCUCAACGACAGGUGCUGGGACGGGGCACACAACAGGGACUCUCCUGAGUACAGCAAACAAGCCUGCUGGGGUAGCAGCGGCAGGAGAGCAGAGAGCACAGCGCCGGCCACGUGGGCCAUCUUGCCCUGUCGUGCUGCUGCCUGCCCAGAAGAGCUCAGGCGGAGGCCUGACUGCCUCUCGGAGCACCCUUGAAUUCCUGUACGGUUGCCCGCACGGGUGCAGAAGGCCUUGGGUCUCCUACACGGACUGGAUCCUUGAGGGCGUACAAGAAUUCUUACCACAGCUGGAGUGGAGCCGGAUUUCCUUAUUUGACACGGGGAGGGAGCAUCCACUGAGUUUGCUCAGCGACUUGCUCUGGAGCCAGGUUUUGGAGGGAACGUGCUCUGUGGUGAUUGUAACGAAAGGGGCUCCCAUUAGGGAGAUGAGCGGGUGGGAAGAGGGAAGGCCUGUUUGUGUCAGUGAACUGGAGGCCUCUUCUUUUUAAUGCUUGCUUAUGACUCCCUUCUUGCAGGCAUCCCUCCUGACGAGAGCCCUCGACGGGGUGGGCCUGUGGGUCCCUACCAGCAGUCUCAGAGGCUUGAUCUGUACAGAAAAGCCACCGAGCAGCUCCUCAAGAAGGGAGCUGCUUAUCGCUGCUUUUGCACCCCGCAGCGCCUAGAAUUGCUGAAGAAGGAAGCACUGCGGAGCCUGCAAACACCCCGGUAUGACAACAGGUGUCGUCACCUGAGCACCAGGCAGGUGGCUGAGAAGGUAUCUCAGGGGGCUGACCAUGUGGUGCGGUUUCGCUUGGAGGAGGGGUCGGAACCCUUCUGUGAUCUGAUCCAUGGCUGGAGCAAGCAUGAAGUGGCCAGCGUGGAAGGCGAUCCAGUGAUCCUGAAGAGCGACGGCUUCCCCACUUACCACCUGGCAAGCGUGGUGGACGACCAUCUCAUGGGAAUCACCCACGUUCUGCGUGGAGGCGAGUGGCUGGUCUCCACUGCCAAGCAUCUCCUCCUCUACCGGGCCCUGGGCUGGGACCCGCCCCACUUCGGCCACCUCCCCCUGCUCCUGAACGCAGAUGGCAGCAAGCUCUCCAAGCGGCAGGGGCAUGUUUUCGUAGAGCAGUUGGCUCACGAUGGCUAUUUGCCGGCAGCUCUGCUGGAUGCCAUCACCCACUGCGGCUCUGGGUUUACAGAGAAUCGGAUGGGAAGGACGCUGGAAGAGCUGAUUGCCAAGUUCGACAUGGGCAGGAUCGAGAAGCACUCAGCCCUCCUGGAUCUGGAGAAGCUGAGUGAGUUCAACAGAAUCCACCUGGACCAGCAGAUUGGGGACCAGAGGCGACGGCAAGAUCUGGUGGCAGAGGUGCAGUCUUCAGUGGAGCAGGUCUACGGGGAGCGGCUGACGGAGAGAGGGGUUCUCCGAACGGCUUAUGUGGAGCAGGUGCUCCUGCUGAGAAGAGGUCAUAUAAGCCGUCUCCAGGAUCUGGUGUCACCCCAGUACUCAUUCCUGUGGAUCAGGCCCACCGUGUCUUACAAGCAACUUCAGGCCGUUUCGCCAGAGGCGGAUGAGAUAGGUCAGCUCGUCCUUGAGUUGCUGGAUCGGCCGGCAGGUGUCCUGACUAUUGAGGAGCUCAACAGAGAUUUGUGCCGGCUGCCAGAGCAGCUCAGAGGCACCCAGUACCGCAUCAUGAUGAAACUCCUCCGCCUGGCCCUCAGUGGACAGCAGCAAGGACCCAGCGUUGCUGAGAUGAUGGUCUCCCUGGGACGCCAAGAAGUUCAAACCCGGAUACAAAGGGCCUUGUGCGGCUAACCAGUCUUCUGGGGGAAAGAGACCCAGCGACACACCAGUCCCUGCUGCCUGGAGGAGACCCGCCCGGGGGCAUCAGGCCAUCUGAACCCUCAAAGACUCCCUCCAAACUUGCAGGCUGUUGUGGCGGAUGAGGCUCAAGCCAUCCCAUAGGAGGCCAUGCCGGAUUUCCGAAUGUGGGAAAACAGUGUCCUAAUACAGCCUCAUAGGUUGUCGGUUCAACUUUUGCUUGAGGGAGCAGUAAUAAAAAGACUCAGUCUAAAGUGGCAAGAUCUGUAGUGGUGCUCAUCUGGUCCUCAGUGGAGGGACCCCAGCCCCGUAGGCCAUGGGUGAGUGGGCUGAAUUGGGUCUUUGAUUCUGCCAGGAUUUAAAACAAUAAAUAUCCGGGGGGGGGGGGCGGAAUGGAGGGACUCCAGUCUGGAUUGGGGCUGUGGGUUUAGGAAAGGAGGGGAUCGUGAACUCUUCUUGCCUACCUGCUGUGGUGCUGUGUCCCAGGGAGAAGCUGCCUCCUUUGCUAUAAGCGGCAAGAGGGGUGCUGCUCUUGUUUUUCAACUGGAGGACUUCUGAUUGGGAAACCCAAGGGAAGGGGGAUGAAAUUGCCCCCUUCUUGAGCACUGCAGGCUCAAGCCCCCCCCCCCCCCAAUGUACAGUGUUUCUUGCUGCCGGAAUUAUUUUGAGUACAAAAACGGAGGCCCCUCCCAAUGAAACUAGAGCAACAAGUGGAAAACCACAAUUGGAGGAAAAAUACAAACAACCCAAUAGAAAAAUAACCCAAUAGAAAAGUGACAUUGGGCCCUUUGGCUUCUCGGCGUCGCCUAAAGAGAAAAAAGAGAUGAGCGGUUGUGAUACUUACCUCUUGGAUGGUCUUCUCACCUCGUUUCUCCAGCUGCACCUAUAAAAAGGAAAAGGGAAAAACGCUGUCACUUUCAAGUAUUCAAAGACUUGUAUUUCUGGCAUUUUGCAGCUUUGAGCAUUUUUGCCUGGCGGCGAUACAGAACCAUUUUGUUGUUGUUUACAUCUUGUCUAUAGGAAUAGUCUGUAUAUUUAUUCAUAUAUGUUAACUUACUUAACUUAUUAGAGCACUAGUCA
Messenger RNA from Eublepharis macularius, 3337 nucleotides. It is a transcript of the gene EARS2, whose product is annotated as glutamyl-tRNA synthetase 2, mitochondrial. The transcript is spliced from 8 exons. The coding region runs from base 947 to 2251 and encodes 434 amino acids. Gene Ontology annotation, molecular function: tRNA binding; ATP binding; glutamate-tRNA ligase activity. The record is from RefSeq and is a predicted model, not a curated record. Gene Ontology annotation, biological process: glutamyl-tRNA aminoacylation. Lineage: Eukaryota; Metazoa; Chordata; Lepidosauria; Squamata; Eublepharidae.